AUGGCGAAAAAGCUAGUAUUGUUAAGUAUAAGAAAAAAAAACCCACUAACACACCCAUACCUGCCCACGUGCACCCCCACCUCCUCCUUUUCCCCCUUUCUUUUCUCCUCUUCCCCCACGACUUCUCUUUUUCUCUCAUUCCCUCUUCUCUGCUCUGUUUCUCUUCAACGGCAGAAGAGCAAUCGCAGCAGCUCACUCCUCUUCUCCAGCACGAGACCUCCUUCUCCUUCAUCCUCACCAACCAGCAAGAGGGACACGAGCAGCAGCCCUCCCUUCCCUCUCUUCUUCCUUGUUCUCCUGCAUCUGGGCAGCACCACCGGAGCUCCGCCGGAGCUAGCUGUGGUCACGCCGAACUUGUCGAGGUCACUGCAACCAUCGGAGCUCGCCGCAACUUGCUGGAGUUGCCAACAAAGAGGGGAAGAGAACCCUAAUUGCUGCCCUCAUUUCCAGCAGCCACACAAAACCCUUAGAAGAUCCGAGCUCGAGUGGAGCACGGUGACCUGCCGAUACUCGGAGAUUUUGCUGUAUAUAAGUUUUGCAGACACAGGGAUCCUUUUGAUAUUAUAGUUGAUUUUGGACUUUCAUAGAGUUGCUCAGAGACCUCGACGUGCUGAUUUUCUGGUUUGUUUUACUUUUGUUUCGCUGUAUUUACAUUUUGCAACUUUGUUAUAGAUGUCGUUUAUCUGUAUAGUAAUUGUAGUUUAUGAAAACUAUAACAUAUACAUAUAGUUGAUACA
This is a messenger RNA of Zingiber officinale, 737 nucleotides long. RefSeq lists its product as uncharacterized. Lineage: Eukaryota; Viridiplantae; Streptophyta; Magnoliopsida; Zingiberales; Zingiberaceae. The coding region runs from base 1 to 567 and encodes 188 amino acids. The record is from RefSeq and is a predicted model, not a curated record. The transcript has 5 exons.